GAUCUAGCAGCAACUCCUGUGGAUAGCUACAGCUAUGGCGUCAGUCUCCAAGUUUGUCCUGUUCGGCCUGGGCCUCAUCGGCUCAGUGGCGGCAUCUCGCCACUCAGCCCCAAAGGUGUCGGUCAAGAAUGGCACGUACUCUGGUAUCUACAGUGCCGAGUAUGACCAGGAAUUUUUCCUUGGCAUGCCCUAUGCCCAGAAACCUGACCGAUUUUCUCUGGCAAAGGGUCUAAACUCCAAGUGGAAGGGCGUUCACCAAGCCACCGAAUACCCGCCGCAUUGUUACGGUUAUGGCUCGGACCAGAUCGGAUACGAACAGUCAGAGGACUGCCUCUAUCUGAAUGUUGUCCGUCCAGCUGGCAUCAAGGACACAACAGGUCUUCCUGUUGCUGUCUGGAUCCACGGAGGUGGCCUAUUCAUGGGCGGUUCCGGUGACCACAGGUACAACCUUUCGUUCAUCGUCGACCGCAGCGUGGAGAUGGGCACGCCGAUGAUCGGUGUGAGCAUCAACUACCGGCUGUCUGCACUGGGAUUCCUAUGCGGUGAGGAAGCCCUGGACGCGGGUAUCACCAACAAUGGAUUCCGCGACCAGCGACUUGCUCUUCGCUGGGUCAACGAAAACAUUCGCAGCUUCGGCGGCUCCCCCAAGAAGGUGACGAUCUUUGGUGAAAGCUCUGGUGCUGAGAGUGUAUCGGCCCAGGUGUUUGCAUACAAUGGACGUGACGAUGGUCUCUUCCGCGGUGCCAUGGCCGAGUCUGGUUUCGGCGGCGCCAUUGGGAGGUUCCCCGGAGGAUUCAACGCCACAGAUUAUCAAGAGGCCACAUACAACGCCUUGGUAGGCAAUGUGACAUCCUGCGCUUCCUUGGUAGGCUCUGGCGAGGCCCUGGCAUGUCUCCGUACUGCCCCCUUUGAAGAGAUCAACUACGCCUUGAAUGUCAGCGGUGUCUCCCCGUGGCCUCCUGUUUUGGACAAGGACUUUAUUGCAGACUAUCCUACCAACCAGCUCGCCAAAGGACGCUUUCCCAAGAUCCCCCUACUUGUCGGCGCCAAUUCCGAUGAAGGCACUGCAUUUGGCACUGGCAAGGGACCCAAUGGAGGCGGUGUCAACACCGACGACGAAAUGAGAGAUGCGAUUGCCGCAGGCCUUCCUAAAGAUGUCAAGACGCAUACUGGAAAGUCAAUGGACGAGCUCGUCGAUGAGUUGAUGGAGCUGUAUCCCAAUGACCAGACCGUGGGCAUCCCGUCACUGAAGACUUGGCCAUACACCAUCGAGGCAAACGACUCGUAUGCCCAGUCUUUAGGCUUCCAGUACCGACGCACCGGUGCUCUGUUCGGUGACUUUUCUAUGCAAUACCAGAGACGUCGGUCCAACAUUGCGUGGGCGAAACACGGAGUCCCGAGCUACGUGUAUCGCUUCGAUGUGACGGUCAAUGGCGUUCCCGACUUCAUUGGCGCAACACAUUUCCAGGAGGUUGCUUUUGUCUUCCGCAACAUCAACGGAGACGGAUAUGCCACCAACCCAUUCGGCGGCACCGAACCAUACCCUGCAAAGGCCAAGGCCCUCUCCAAGGUCAUAUCCACUGCAUGGAUCAACUUUGUGACUGGUCUGGAUCCCAACGGCAAGGGCGGACAUCGCUUCUCGAAAAAGGCACAGUGGCCGGUUUAUGAAGUGUCGUCGGGCUCAGGAAAGGGCGUCGUCUUUGACCUCGACGGCAGCACGGUUGAGACGGACGAUUGGCGCGCUGGCGGCAUGGCUUGGUUCGCCGAGCACUCGUUGGAUGUGUAUGGAAACUGAGCUGUGAAGUACAUUGUAUAUAUACUAGGAGAGAUCCUCUAGCUUGACACCAACACACGAUUUAUGUUU
Molecule: messenger RNA, 1864 nt
Organism: Ilyonectria robusta
Lineage: Eukaryota; Fungi; Ascomycota; Sordariomycetes; Hypocreales; Nectriaceae
Product: Alpha/Beta hydrolase protein
Exons: 4
Coding region: 35-1795 (586 amino acids)
Source: RefSeq, a predicted model, not a curated record